GCCAUAGUAAUGCAGCUUUGUGUAGGUUGAUGUGCGAAAAUAUGAAUCCCCCGGGCUCUGUUACUCAGGAUGCAGAAGCUACGCUCAUCGCUGUCGGCUGAGUUUAUCAUUUUAUGAUAGAUUGCAGCGUUGCAUUGUUUUACUACAGGGAGGUGUGCGAGGUAAUUGUACCCAUGUAGAGCAUCAGGGGUGAAAAAUCCGUCAAAUUAGCGCUAUUAUGCGUUACAAAAUGUAUUACAGCCAAUCAAUUAAAAUAUUUCGACUUUUGACGAUGAAUGUUCAAAAAGAAAACACCAAUCACCGAAGUUGGGCAGGCAGACAAGGUUGUUUAUUGAAGCCUAGUGCAUAGGUUUGCGGAAUGACGUAAACAGAACACUUGUGUUUUACAUGCUGAAAGGAGAUGUGGAGUAUUAAUGUUAUCAUUUAGUCAUGACCCAUUUUUUGUAAACGAAUAAUAGGUUGUCAAAUCUCCUUUCAAGGUAAGCAAAAGUUAUUUUUUAUGCUGUUAUUUGCAUAAGCAAAGGUGCUUCGCAUACGCAAUUCGUUUAAAUAGGAACUCAAACGGUUCUAUACAUUGCACUGUUUUUUUCUAAAGGUAGAUUUGCUGUGCAUUCCUUCGCUUGAAUCUUUUUUUCUUGAAAUCGACCGUUAUUUUUAUUAGUAUUUUCUAGUGUGAUCAUGUCAAAAGUCUUAGCUAAGCAAAGUUCGUGUCUCAGAUAAAGGCAAAACUGGCGUUGAUCUCUUUCAACCUUUUUGUGUUAACGUAUUAAUUUUCUUUCUCCUGAGGUUGAACAUCUUCCCGUUAAGCUUCCUCCUAUAUGGACGACUUUAUGGGAAUUCCUUAUACUAAGCCCAUCCAUUGGCUUCUCAACACCAAUGGCACCACUCCUCCAUUGUUUGAGCAAUCAAAUUUGAGGCCUGUUUUGCAGGCUGAGCAUGCCUCGUGGUUUCCUUUUAUCGUUAGCGUUGAGGUUUUAGAUACUGUCGUUGAUGUGUAUCAAAAGCACGUCAAAUGCUGUUGGCCGCGUAUCCUCAUCGAGGCUCGCGUUGCUGAGGCUCAUGAUCGACUUAAAAAGGCGCCCACACCGGAGGUUUGUGCGCCCUUAUUUGCCGCGUCUCCUGAGUUGUUGAAAAGACGCGGCCUCCUCCCCCUUCCGCAGGAGGGAGUCGCACUCGCUUGUAACUCACAGCAGGCUGCGAUGGCUCAUCAACUGGGCAUAUUUUUGAAGGCAGUUUACGCCUGCCAAACUGAAAGGCCACCACGAUCGAAGCCAAACGCCCAACGCAUCGUUUUCAGAAACCAACUGCCGUCGGUAUUCCGAUGCCAGGAGAACUCCAACGACGUGGUCUACAUGAUAACAGGGGCUCUGAAGUUGGUAUACAAGGAAGAGCCACUGACUAGUAACCGCAACGUGGAUUCUUGUUUGAAGCAAAAAAAUUUUGCGGAGCACAAACGUGAGGUUUUACGAAAGUUCCCUAUGAUGAUGGCGAUCGCGCCAAGCAGUAAUUGCGCAGCCUACGUGCAAUCGGAGCGUGCCUCCAGCGCUUCCUCAGAUAACCACGCACCUAAGCCCCAGAUACUGAUCUUGAAGGAAUUUCGUUUAAGGUCAAAUACGAACGAUGACAAUCAGGAAGGUGACAGGGGACUACAAAGAGGUGAUGGGAUUCAAGAAAUGGUCUGGGAGGGCAUUUAUUCGUCCUUUACAUGGUUUUUGAACCCUCAUGGUAACAAGAGGAAUCCUUUGCACCAGCGUUCUCAUCGACCAAAAAAAACAUCGUCUGACAGAAAAUUUAAUCCUACGUCGACACUAACACAUGGUGACCCCUCGUUCACCAUAGGUUUAGAUGAAUUGACUGCUUUUCCCGUUCAUUUGUUGACCGCUAAAGACACAGAGUCCAGGCUUGAGCCUUUGUCGAUUAGCUUUGACAUUUUUUCUAGUUGUUUUCACGAUGCGCGUGAUAAAAAAAACGCAUUAAAGAAGCUAAUGGACCUGAUGAAUGUAGCAGAUUCAAAACUUCAAAAAAAACUUAGUCGCUUUGCCGUCGGUUUGGAAAGUGACGCUUCGGGUCGAACGAAUGCCGCUUUCAUUCUCCAUCAACGAGGCCUUACUCACAGCAUUUUACAAUCGGAUACUGCCCCUUACAUACAACGAUUACCUUCCUUUAUUAAUUUUAUGGAUUCCUGUCAUAUAAAUGAUGAUACUGAUCCUGGCAGCUCUGAGGAAUUAUCGAGCAGCAGUCGUUCGUGUUCAAAUAGCUCUGCUGAUCCUCUCGUGUCCUUUUUUCCCGGAAAACGCUUGCGUCCACCCUCACAUCAAUCAUUCUCUUCUCUUAAUAUGAUCGAGGAGAAGGUAUGUGAGGAAGUUCAUCGGAAGAACCGAGGAACCGGGGUUGAAUCGGAAGUAGACAAAAUAUGUGAACCCUUAGAACACGCAAAGGAUUCUGUUGGUUUUCAGACGACCGAAGGCGAAGAUUUCCCUUUCAUACCUUGCAGUUGGUCUUCGGUUAAGCCUGAAAACCGCGCCAAGCUCGUUUGCGUUGGCCGCUUAGCGGCCUCUCGGGCAGUCCCCAGGGAAUUUUGUCGGCAGCCGAAUGCGAUGCUGCUCUACAAUGUGCUUCCGCAAGGGGUGGUGUUCCCGCUGAAAAUUGUUUCCCUCGACGGGAAUCCGCAAGAGCUGCAGCCUUUAGACAACGCUUUAUCUCUUGCGAACGCGUUGGUGGGUCUGAGGUAG
Phytomonas sp. EM1 is the source of this 2732-nucleotide messenger RNA. The record is from the annotation of a GenBank genome assembly. NCBI's taxonomy places the organism in Eukaryota, Euglenozoa, Kinetoplastea, Trypanosomatida, Trypanosomatidae.